Acanthaster planci (crown-of-thorns starfish) is the source of this 3922-nucleotide messenger RNA. Its product is annotated as receptor-type tyrosine-protein phosphatase epsilon-like. The record is from RefSeq and is a predicted model, not a curated record. Lineage: Eukaryota; Metazoa; Echinodermata; Asteroidea; Valvatida; Acanthasteridae. Gene Ontology annotation, molecular function: protein tyrosine phosphatase activity. Gene Ontology annotation, biological process: protein dephosphorylation.
GCGAGAUGCCACUAACAUUAGUCCAACACUAGUGCUGUGACGUAUGCACCUAAGUCAAAGUUGUAACUUGUAGUUGUGUGCGUCGGGUCAUGUAAUAAAUUCUAGGGAACAGGUAAACUUUUCGCUCGUUAUUAAAUCUCUGGUAGAUUGGUUUAACACUUGAAGUAGAAGAGCAAGUGGAUAUCAGCGCUGGUUGUCAUGCUUGUCCACAGUCGGAGACAACUGGAUCAAGCUGGAGACAUUUGAUGACCUGUGCAGUGGCUUCCGGGUUAGCGGAGCACAUCCAUCGCCAUGGAAAAUUUUGGUCACCGUCUUUUGGUCAUCCUGUCGGUCAUUCUCAGUGUGAGAGGAGAUACAGUUCACCUAACAAUGGUCUCACCAACACCUUAUGGGGCUGGGUCUUCAGCUAGCAUCAGCUGCUUCCGUAGCAGUCCUGAUGAAGAUGUGACAUUAAGCUUUGGUAGACCAUUCCAAAUAGGUCUCCACAGAUCUUCAGUGCAAACUUCAACCACCCUCCCUGAUGGCAGUACACAAUCAGUGAAUGGACAAGUAGUCACACAGGAUCUGACUUCCAGUAAUAAUGCCACUGGGUUGUUUUAUUGUGAAGGUUCAAAUAGAAACUUGACUACCAGGGUGUACAGCAUCAUCCACAGUAUUCACAGGAGGUUUCAGCCAGGUGAUGGACAAGUGACAAGGACAGUUAACAAAGGAGAAAACGUGACUCUCUCUGUCAUCCCUGUUAAUUCUGGUGGAACUCCUCUUUGGCGCCGUACCAACGAUGGAGUUGUUGAUUUUAUGUCUGCUUCAGGACUGGAUACUUUGACAGUUUCCUCUGCAGAUGUUGUUCAUGGAGAUUUGUAUACUGUCAUCGCAAGUGCUGUUGGUCUUGAAAACAAUCAUUUCAGUAUGAUUAGACUCAUAGUCAGAGGCUGUGCUGCAGGCAAGUGGGGUCCUGCCUGUGUUGAGCUGUGUGACAUGUGCUACAAUGGAGGAGUGUGUGAUGAUAAGACAGGAGACUGCAUCUGUCCACCAGGAUUCAGUGGACCAAACUGCCUCACUGCAUGUGGUAUGCACAAAUUUGGCUGGAACUGUGAGUUUGAUUGUGCCUCACCUCCGUUCUCUUGUACCGGCCAGUUUGGUCUGCCAGAUCCCUAUGGGAACAGCUGCAUCUCAGGCUACAUGGGAGCAUACUGUAGUAAUCGUUGUCCCUCUGGAAGAUUUGGUGCUGGAUGUACCCAGACCUGUCGCUGUCGAGCAGGUGGUGAAGCUUGUGACAGAUUCACAGGAGAAUGUGCACUGAGUGGAUGUCAAGACGGUUUAUCUGGAACAAGCUGUCAAAUAUCAGGCACAUGCUCUACUGGCAUGUAUGGUCUAGACUGCCUCAGCAACUGUCACUGUGCUAACAACGCUGCCUGUGUCAGAGAUAGCGGCUACUGCAGCGGAUCUAAUGGAGCCUGUGCGGAUGGAUUCAAGUCAGAUGUGAAUGCUAACAACUGCCAGACAGGUAUCAUUGAGUUCCAAAUGUUGACCAUGCCCAACCAAGGCCAAGUUGUGAAUUUCAGCUGUGCUGCUACAUCUGGGGAUGUUCUCACGGCAGACUCGCUCAUGCUAAGUGGCUCAGCAACAUAUACCUCAACCAUGAGAGAGGGGAAUGUUCUGAACAACACAUUCACUAUGUCUGGACUGAGUGACAAUCAACAGAUCAUCUGCUAUCUUCUUCGUAAUGGUGGAAAUGUACAUGUAGUCCAAACACUGACAGUGUCCCUUUUCGUCCCACCGUACCUUAGCCAGCCUCCUACAGUCAUGGCUGGGCCACUAUCAGCGACUGUAAGCUGGCAGGCAUGGGGAUCAGACAUUUUGGAUUUUGGAGAUGGACCAGUCAUCAAAUAUAUUGUAUACUACAAUCAAGUACAAAGUGGUUUGUCUUCCGGUGGCGAGGUACAAGUAACAGACCUGUCCCAGGUUGAAUAUAGCUUUGUGGUUCAACCACUGGCACCGAGUACUCAAUACCAAUUUAGUGUGUCAGCAGUGAGAGAUGGUCAAGGAGGUGGAGGGCCAAGGAGUCCCACAUCAGCCUGGAUAUAUCCUCUAGCAACACCCCCUCCAACUACUGAAGGUCCUGCCAUCACAGAAUCUUCCACAGGACGAUUAACACCAGUGGUUACUACUGUAGAAGGGCUCACCACUCUAGUGGAUUUGACCAGUCCAUCUCAUGACCCUAAUAGCCCUGUAUCUGUUGAUUCUACCACGGUAUCAACAGCCACCAAUCCAACACCCAUGAGCCUUGUCGGUGUGGUGGUUCCUGUCGUCAUUGUUCUAGUUCUUCUCCUCAUCUUGGUCAUUCUGCUCAUUGUUUUGGUGAAGCGCAUUCGUGAUAAGAAGCAUGCAGAAGUGGAUGGUGGAAGUAGUAUGCAGGGCAAGUUUGAAAGCAGCAAUGACUUAGCCAGCCUUCAAACAAUAGACAACCCCAUCUCCAUCCCCAUGGAGGACAUCAACUCCAACCCCAAUGGGGAUGUGGUCCCAGCGAUGACCCUCGCAGUGCGGCCAGAGUCCAGCGUCAGCCAAAUCUCGACGCUGGACAGCAGCUCACCAUUUGCUGGCCUGCCCCUCUAUCCUACCAGGGAGAGGGAACUCAAGAAAGAUCCCAUCCCACUCAAGGACUUUGUGGCAUACGUACGGCAGGCCAUACAGGGACACCACCUCAGGGACGAGUGGUCUUCCUUCCCCGGAAUAGAAGCAAUAUGUUCCUGUGAUGUCUCCCAGCUACCUGACAACAAGAUGAAGAACCGAUAUCGGAAUAUACCAGCAUAUGAUCAUUGUCGUGUCAUUCUGGAACAUGAAAAGGAAGAUCCUAAUUUGGGCUACAUCAAUGCCUGCUAUAUCAAGGGUUACAAGAAUGACAAAGCCUACAUAGCAACUCAAGGGCCCAAUCAGGCCACAUCACAUGACUUCUGGAAGAUGGUGUGGCAGGAGAAUGUCCGCAUCAUUGUCAACGGCACCAACCUUGUGGAAGAUGGAAAGAACAAGUGUGCCAAGUACUGGCCAGACAUGGAGCAACUUGAAACUUUUGGUGGCAUUUCCAUCAGCCUGGUUAAAGACGAAACUAGAGGGGAGUACAGAGUCAGGACGAUGAUCAUAGCAAAGAUUGGUGACAGCAAAGCUACACCCAGGACCAUCCGACAGUUCCACUAUACCAGCUGGCCUGACAAGGACGUUCCAAAGGAUGUAACUCCUGUCUUGAGGCUCAUCAAAGACUUCUCAGAUGCAACACCUGAAGGAGCAGGACCCUAUCUCAUCCACUGCAGUGCUGGUGUAGGCAGGACUGGUGCCAUCAUAGCCAUUCAUGCCUUGCUGCAACAAGCUCACGCAGAGAAGACUCUUGAUAUCUACAACUUUGUAGCUGACAUGAGAGACCACCGUGUCAGCAUUGUACAGACCCCGGUUCAGUACAUCUUCGUCCAUCUGGCCUUGCUGGAGGCUCUGUUUUCAGGUGACACCUGCAUUCCUUCAUCUUCCCUUAAGAAGAGGGUGGCAGAACUCAAGAAGAAGAAGAAGAUGGCUGAAGAAUUUGAGCAACUGAACACGAUCAGCCCUGUGCCCAUUGCCGAGAGAUGCCGCUCUAGCGUGAUGGAAAGCAAUCACAACAAGAACAGGUUGCCUAGUGCCCUUGUCCCUGAAAGCUGCCGGCCAUUUUUGAUGACUCCAAGAGAAGAUGGCAUGGAGUAUAACUACAUCAAUGCCGCAUUUGUGGAUGUAAGGUUGAAUUUGUGGACGGGAUACUUGCUUAAAGAAAGGGUCUUGUUUGUGAUUGAUUCUUUAAAGUGACACAACGUCAUUGUGAAAUAUGAAGGGAUAAUACUUUUAGACCAUUGAGGAUGACCAGGACACUAUACUCAUGUUGUAUCCCGGUCCAUCUGUAAAC